Colossoma macropomum (tambaqui) is the source of this 5832-nucleotide messenger RNA. RefSeq names its product kelch domain-containing protein 8B-like. The transcript has 7 exons. The coding region runs from base 929 to 2008 and encodes 359 amino acids. The record is from RefSeq and is a predicted model, not a curated record. Lineage: Eukaryota; Metazoa; Chordata; Actinopteri; Characiformes; Serrasalmidae. Gene Ontology annotation, molecular function: protein binding.
UUUUAACGAAACCGAAAAAGGAGCUAGUUCACCGCGGAGUCCUCUCCGGCGGGGGAGAGAGUGUCAAAAUGUAGUCGGGGUGAAGUUUGCCGGAGGUUACUCGUUGUCUAAUGGACCGUGUGGUUGACGUUUUCGCCUGGACGGGAACAAAGUAAAGGAAAUCAAGCAGAAGUGGACUGUAGAGCUGUGUGAAACCACUUAUCCAACGACUAGUCUGAACCAGUGGAUUUCAUCUGAUGGAAGAUACGUCAUCUAGAAUACCAUACCAACAAUUCAUCAAGGAUAAAGACUAGGCCUGCAAAUCAUUUUAUUGGAGUAAAGUCUGAAGGCUAAAGGGAAGGGAAGCAUUUGCUCUGGUGUAUAAGAAGUGAUAGCUGUGGAUUAGUGCUGGCUCUGAGACUCAAGCUGAAAAGACCAGGACCUUCCUGCAGUCAUCAGUUAUGGAGACCUUGAGAGGCAUUACACCUGAAACCUAACUUGAUGAUCAAGUGGCUGAAUUACUGAAGGUCAUCAACAGUCAUCCCUUAUUCUGUUGGAGUUCUAUUUCUGGAGUGAUUGCUUUACCUUUGUUAUUUUGAACACCCCACUUUCUUAUGCGGUGAAAGGAGGUGAAAGAUGUAUAUAGAUGGCUGGCUGCUAAAAAGUCAACAAGUAUGAAUAAAACAUCAAGAGAGACUGAAGGCUAUUUUUCUGCAGUUUACUGCAGUUGAAUCCUUCCACCCACAAACUUCAACUCCCAACACCCCCCCACCAACCCCUGUUUUCAGAGAGGAGAAAAAGACGCUCUGGCAAACUGACAGCAGCCACCACUCUAGAGACUCAGUUUGCCCUGUUUGUUUAUUGCCUGUUGUUUUGUUUGCCUUGUUUUUGCACUCCUCUCUCCCUGCGCCCCUGUGAUGCUCCGUCGCCUCUGUGCCCGCGUGGAGCCAUGCCCAUACCCGAGAUGGCUCUGAGCCCUGUGAAAUCUUUGCACUGGGAGGCGUUCCCCCCAAUGGCCGUAGGCAGCGUGUACUGCACGGCCGCGCUCUGGGCUGGACGUCUCUACGUGCUGGGGGGCUGCAGUGAGAACGGCCUGCCACUUGACUCGGCUGAAGUCCUGGAUCUAGAAUCCCAAACCUGGUGCCAGCUGCCCCCGCUGCCCACAGCGCGGGCCGGGGCCUCAGCCGUGGCCCUGGGGGACCAGCUGGUGGUGAUGGGGGGCAUGGAUGCACAGCAGAGUCCUCUGGCGUCAGUGGAAGUCUACCACCCUGAUGAGGGCAAGUGGGAGAGGAAAGCAGGACUGGGCCAGGCAUCCAUGGGCAUAACCUCGCUGGAGAUAGAUGGAAAGGUGUAUGCGCUGGGCGGUAUGGGAUCAGACACCAGCCCACAGGCUUUUGUGAGGGUCUAUGAGCCGGUGAAGGACCAGUGGUUGUCUCUGGCCUCUAUGCCCACGCCUCGCUAUGGAGCUUCCUCCUUCCUGCGCGGAAACAAGAUCUAUGUUCUUGGUGGGCGACAGGGCAAGCUGCCGGUGACGGCAUUCGAGGCCUUUGACCUGGAGAUGAAGAGCUGGACUCGGUACCCGUGCAUUCCCAGCCGCAGGGCAUUUUCCAGCUGUGCGGCCAAUGAGCGAGCUUUCUUCAGCCUGGGGGGCCUACAGCAGCCCGGACCACACAACUUCUACUCCAGACCACACUUUGUCUCCACAGUGGAGGAAUACGACUCUGAACAGGGUGUUUGGCUGAAGCCCACAAGGAGCUCUCGGAUGAGGGAGAAAAGGGCAGACUUUGUUGCUGGCUGUCUCGGUGGAAGGGUGAUUGUUGCCGGAGGGCUGGGUAACCAGCCUUCACCACUGGGAUCAGUAGAGAGUUAUAAUCAUGUGAAGAGGAGAUGGGAGGCUGUGGCUCCACUCCCUAGCCCACGAUGUUCUUGUACCUCCCUGCAGACCUCCAACAUGCUGUUUGUCAUCGGAGGGGUAUCCCAGGGACCCAGUACCGCGGUGGAGGCCCUCUGUCUGCGAGAAAGUGUCUGACAGACACACGAACGCGUGCGCACCUAUAAACAGACACAAAUGCACCCAGUGCUGGACUCUCCUGGGACACAGACCAAACCGCAGAGUUCUCCCCCAAUUGCCUGGCUGCUGGACUCAGACACAGGCUCUAGUGUUUCAAGUCUGUCCUUUCAACAAGGGGGACCUACAGGAGUCUAGACAGCAGCACACAUAUCUGGAUGGAUAGACUGUGUUGAUGCUGGAGGUCUUAGACAAACUAGCAAAAAAAAAAUCUCCACACAAACCUACACAGACAGAGGUUCAGUGGUGCAGACGCCUUUGAUCUGUACAGUGUCUUUUCAGAAUCAAAGCAGGGUACUUUUCUGGCUAAACUCAAAAGGAACUUAGGGCCAUAUCCACCACGCUGCCGCAGAGUUUGCCUGCAGUAGCACGUUUAGCACUUUUUCUAUUACCUUAAAGGAAAAGGAGAGAUGAUGUGUGAGGAUUUUUUUUGCAGGAGUGGAGGCGUAUGCCUGUGUGUUUUUGUACCUUCACAGCCAUGCAUGUGUGAAAUUCAGCACUGUUAUUCUUAGAGCAGCGAAGAGCACUCCGCUAAUGGUUAAUAACCGAUGCCUGCGCUGUAGCAUGGGGUUCGGAUUAGGGCGAGUGAUGGAGAUGGGUCGUGUCAAAAUUAGUCAGCAAGUGUGCGACCAAGCUCAGUCCAAGCGAUUACUGAGAAGUGUCAGAGCCCCACAUAAUGCAUUUAUGACUUCAAAGUUACCAUAUAUAAAACAACCAUUAUACCGUCCAAAUGAGCAGUUGGCAUGACAACUGAUGGUUGGUUUCAGUGAGCUGAUUGGAAGGAACUUGUUUGAAGCAGUUUGCUGAAAGCCUACAACUAGUGCAGCAGUUAGCCAGCCGCACAGUGUUGCUGUCGUGCCAUGUCUGUCCACACACUGAAAAAUUGAGAACCAUUUUCAAAGGCGCCAUUGACAGCAGGACUGGUGACUGCUGCCAAGGGGAUGCUACCUGGAGUUCAGAACAGAACAAAAUCCCGUUAGGUAAUCUUCACACGCACGGUUUUCACGUCCCCCUGCACGCCUACACACAUGCACACACAUAACAUGCUUUACUGGCACUCUGCGGUUGCCCAGUGUCUCCGCCAUAGAUAAUAUGGCCAUGGUUUGAGGUCAGAGUUUUCAUCAAGGCUCUGCAAUUAGGAGCUACAGUACUGUGCAAAAGUCAGAAACCACCCUUCAUGUAUUUCAUUUCCAGAGUAAACAGCCGUUAGGUACAAAUUAUUGAUUUUUCAACUCCAGAAAAAAAGCAGAAAACAUAACAUUAUACAGCCUCAACAAUUAAAUAUUAUAUCAAAUUUUCCAGUAUUUAGUGUGUCCACCCUUUGCCUAUAUUUUUAUUAUAAAAAAAAAUAUACUGUUGCUGACCUUUGGACAAACAUGCUCGUAGUUACCAAUGGACAUGAAAGAAUGGAGGAAGAAAAAGAAAAGAAAAAGGGCUGUUAAGGACUGUUCCUCAAGGUGACAUAUCAAUAGCUGCUAUAUAUGCCAAAACGUGUUUAUUUUCUAAAUUAAGUUGUACAUCAGAUCAGUGGCACUGUUGUAACCUGGCACAACCAAAAAUCAAUGGAUGGAACCUGGUGAGUUGACCACAAAAGCAAAAUAAAUUUCUUGGCCAAAGACACAAAUAUAAAAACAAUGCUUUGUUUUAUAAUGAAUACAUAUACAGAUUCCAUAUAAACAUUUAAUAUAUGACUUAGCAUCUCGCCAACCUAGGAGUAUGUUAAAGACUACAAAGCUCUCUGAGAGGCGCCGUAGCUCAUGGAAAUCAUGUAUGAAUGGCAAUUACACCAGCAUAUUCUAAUUAUUACUUUUAGCAUCAUCAGACACUUAUUAACUGAUUGGUAACUACUCUGAUAUCACAUUUUCACCAUAAGACCCAAAACAUACUUCAUGCAAGAAGGCAAACACAGACGCUUUGAACUACACAGACUGGGUUUCACGUGUAGUUGCACUGAAAAAUAUCACAACCAAUUUUAUAAUUUAAUUCAAUUUAAUUUAUUUAAUUCAAAGCAAAGAUGGCUUACGUAAACAUAAAGAAUAUGAUACAUUAUCACCUUUCCAUUCCGACAGAAAAGGUAAAGCAGCUCACGCUCCUCUACUUGUCCACGUUUAGCUGUUGAGGCUGUUGGAAUAACAGUACUUCCCUCUCUGAUCUGUCCUCUAUCACCCCCUUCAGUACUGAGUGUUUUAACCACCACAGCAACAUAAGAAUGCUCAGUGAGUUUGUACAGAAGGACCGAGCGUUUGCAAUGUGUUCGCCGAGCGUUGCGUACUUCGUUGAGUAUGCUUCUGGCCUAAAGCGUAAUUGAUGCUUCAUUAAUGAUGGCUGACUAAUGAUAGGUGACUGUCUCACCUUGCGUAACUGGGGUUGCCAGAUGGGCGGCCAUGCUUCAUUCCAGGGUGGCACUGGCCACCCCUAGCCAUCCCUUGGCUUUGCCUCUAUACAGUGAACAAAACCUAUGGCUUUUUCAAAUCUGAAUCACCUUGAUUUUCUCAAAGAUGAAAGCUUUAGGUACUGUUUAUUUGAUGGAGAUGUUUUGGUGGUAUUUUAUGGCUGUGAUGAAGGGUGGUCUCUUGACUUUUGCACAGUACUGAGUUCACAGUUGGAGCACCAGAGGAAUUAGCCUGGUUGUGGGGACGUUUCUGGUAUAUUGUUUUGAUGGAGAGGAGUGGGGUGACACUUAUAGCAUGUUGGUCAUUCUGAUUAAAUCCUGGUCUGCUCUCUGAUGGUCUCAUGGCCUGCCAUUAACAGAAGGCCCAGUGCCUGACUCCAUAAUAAGACACUUUUACAUAUUCAUGCUCUCAUAUUUAGCCUGUCUCCAGGGUGUGCUGCUGUCUCUCAGUCAUCCAUCUGUGUGUUUGUGUGUGUGUGUGUGUGUGUGUUUGUGUAAAGGGUGACUAUCUCUGAUGAAUGCUGUGUGGAUGGCAAAGACAUUCAUUUACCUCCAGCAUGUGAGCGACACAUGCCUUGCCCGCAAACGAGAUGAUCAAAGGAACACGUGCGCAUACGGUCCUGCGCACACACACGUCCGCACACCCACUCACGUUCAACAUGUCUUGUUUGUUUAGAUUUACACCUCCCUAAUGAUACAACUGUGAUACUCCGCUGGCUGCCAGCAGUCUUUUGCAGCAUGUCACAGCAGAAAUGUUAGCUGGUGAUAGAUAGAGGGUUGUGGCUAUGUGCAGCCUUGACAGGCUUGCCUGCUCAGAGACAGCAUAGAAAGAGGGAGAGCUCAUGAGGACAAGGAACGAGUAUUAUUUCCUUUUCUCAAAAAAAAAAACGCCUUAUAUUUGCUGUCCCGCAACGAAAAUAAACACAAGCUUUGCUGUGCUACAAAUGCAAAGCGUGUUUCUAGCAUUGUGUGUGGCUUGAAUAAUGGCUUGUAGAGUUGUAGUUCUUGACAGUUGGUAACAGCCUCCAGGCUUUGCAGGACCAGGCGAUGUGUGAGUAGAUUAGCUGAGAUGAUUCUGAAAACAAUAUACCUCUUUUUCUAUACGUAUUCUGCAACACGACAAGACUUACGAGUGCAACGCGCUACAAUUCGCUAUUCUUAACAUUCAUAAAUCCUGCACUCACAGCUUAGACCCCUAACCCAGGUCAUUUCUUUUAAUCUGCCAACAGAUUAAAUUUCUUUUAAUCUGUUCUUGGAUAAGAAAUUUUAUAGAAUAAGGGCCUGCACAUCCAGAGUAGGAGCAAUAUGAAGUCCUUUCUGAGUUUCAGAUUUUAGAGACCCAGAGAAUUUCACAACCCAUUUAAAUGAAAUAGGCAAUCAGUACAAAUUUUAC